AAUAUCCUCUAUAAAAAUGGAAAAAAAAUUAAAUGAACUCCAAAAAAAUUGAAUAAAAUUUUACUCGUAAACUGUGAUCUGAGAUUUGAUAGGUUUCACUAAACCCUAUAAAAUCAUUUUUCUUACAUCAUCUCUCAAUUUCAGUGUCAUAUAUAUUGUUAGUGUAUCAUUUGUUAUUGUUUGUAUAUUCAAGAACCAUUUUUUAAAAUUGUUUUUUUUACUAUUUUUGAUUGGUAGCAUUGAGUUCAUAUUAUAUAUUACUUAUAUAAGUGGUUUCUUGAUCUUUACUUUUGUAAAAUGCUAAACUUUUAUUGCAUUUUUGGUAUUUAAGACUGUUUUGGUGUAGUGGGGUUGUUGUUAUUAGAUUGAUAUAUGAGAAAAAAAAAGUGAUUGAUUGUGACUUUAAAUAUUGUUUGGAGAAUUGGGGUCUGUUUUUCUUGAUGAAUUUGAUGCAUUGUUUGUUUAUUAGAUUGGCAUUAUUAGAUUUGUGUAGUGAAAGAAGUUUUGUGGUGUUUUUGAGCUGAUUUUGUUGAAGUGUUUGGAAUUUGGAAGUGAAAUUUAGUGAAAAGAUUCAAACUUGAGGAGGAUAAAGUGAAAAGAUUCAAACUUUAAGAAGAUAAAGUGAAAAGAUUGAAACUUUAGGAGGUGAAUUUGGUGCAUUUUUUAUUAGAUUGGUAUUACCAGAUUCAUGUAGUGAAAGAAGUUUUUGGGCUGAUUUUGUUGAAGUGUUUGGAAUUUGGAGGUGAAAUUUGGUGAAAAGAUUCAAACUUUAGGAAAAAGAUUGGAUGUGGAUGAGUGGAGCUGAUUUGUGAUAGUGUUAUAAGUUUGGAGGUGAAUUUGGUACAUUCUUUUAUUAGAUUUGAGCUGAUUUUGUUGAAGUGUUCCUAAUUUGGAGGUGAAUUUGGUGCAUUUUUCAUUUGAUUGGCAUUAAUAGAUUGGUAUAAGGAGAAGUUUCUGCCAUUUUGAGCUGAUUUUAUUGAAGUGUUCCGAAUUUGGAGGUGAAAUUUAGUAAAAAGAUUCGAACUUCAUGGUUUUGAGCUGAUUUUCUUGACGGGUUUCAAAUUUGGAGGUGGAAUUUAACUUCACGUUUUUGAGCUGAUUUUCUUGAAGAGUUUCCAAGUUUGGAGGUGAAAUUUAGUGAAAGAUUCGAACUUUAGGCGUAUUUGAGCUGAUUUUCUUGAAGUGUUCCAAAUUUGGAGGUGAAAUUUAGUGAAAAGAUUCAAACUUUAGGCGUUUUUGAGCUGAUUUUCUUGAAGGGUUCCAAAAUUUGGAGGUGAAAAGAAUCGAACUUUAGGCGUUUUGAGCUGAUUUACUUGAGGGGUUUCAAAUUUGGAGGUGAAAUUUAGUGAAAAGAUUCAAACUUUAGGAAGAGUAAAGUGAAUUUUUUUUGGAUGUGGAUGAGUGGAGGGGGGCAAUGAGAGGUGAAAUUUUAUUAUUAAGAGGACAACAAUGACUACAGGGUCAUUGGGUCUUCGUUCUUCAGGAAGUUAUGGUUCUUUACAACAACAACAAUUUCAGAAUAAUUCAUCACCAAUACAAACAACACCACCUAUUCCAAGAAAGCCCCCAAAAUUGUUUAAGGAGAAAGAAGGAUUGUUUUUCUGGAUCUGCAAAUUCGCCCCUCGAAAGAAUGUCGGAAUGCUGCUGUUGUGUGUUGUUUCUGCUGCAGCUUUUCUGUGGGUCUUGUAUGUUGGCAAAGGUGAAGUUGCAGCGGAACAAAGUAAUGGGAUGUUUGCUCCAGAAACUGUACAUAAAUAUAUUUUUAGGGGUAUUGAGUCAAUAAAAAAAACUAAUGUUGGCCGAAGUGCAUCAACUAUCCAACCUCCUCUUCUUCCUCCUCCUCCUGUAUAUUUCAAAGGAUACACUCUUCCUCCUGGAAAUCCAUGUGAAGGCUUCACAUUGCCACCCCCGCCAGCAGAUAAGAAGAGGACUGGACCACGACCAUGUCCGGUGUGCUACCUUCCUGUUGAACAAGCUAUUGCAUUAAUGCCUGAAGUGCCGUCCUUUUCUCCUGUUGUUAGCAAUUUGACUUACAUCCAUGAAGAGAAUCAGAGUAAAACCGAGUUUGGAGGUUCAGAUUUCGGCGGAUAUCCUUCGCUGAUUCAGAGGAAUGACUCAUAUGACAUAAGAGAGUCAAUGAGCGUGCACUGCGGUUUUGUUAGAGGAAUGAGGCCUGGACAUCAGACAGGUUUUGACAUUGACGAUUCUGACCUUCUUGAGAUGGAAUCUUGUCAAGGUGUCGUGGUGGCAUCGGCAAUAUUUGGGGCUUUUGAUUUGAUACGGCAACCAAAGAAUACCAGUGAAUAUGCAAAGAAAAAUGUCUGCUUCUAUAUGUUUGUGGAUGAGGAAACAGAGGCAUUUUUGAGAAAUUCAAGUGAGCUGAACAGUAGCAUGAGAAUUGGUUUGUGGAGAAUUGUUGUUGUUCAUAACCUACCUUAUGAUGAUCCGAGGCGAAAUGGAAAGGUUCCAAAGCUUCUACUCCACAGGCUUUUUCCUAAUGCUCGUUAUUCUCUGUGGAUUGAUGGAAAGCUUGAGCUUGUUGUGGAUCCUUAUCAAAUACUUGAAAGGUUCUUGUGGAGAAAAAAUGCCAGCUUCGCAAUAUCAAGGCACUACAAGCGCUUUGAUGUGUUUGUAGAAGCAGAAGCUAAUAAGGUGGCUGCAAAGUUCGACAAUGCUUCCAUCGACUUCCAGGUUGAAUUCUAUAAAAAGGAAGGACUAACUCCAUAUUCCAGGGCUAAACUUCCUAUUACAAGUGAUGUCCCUGAGGGAUGCGUAAUUAUAAGGGAACACAUUCCGAUCUCCAAUCUCUUUACUUGUCUUUGGUUUAAUGAAGUGGACCGUUUUACUCCAAGAGAUCAAAUAAGCUUUGCCAUUGUGAGAGAUAAGGUCAUGUCAAAGACAAAUUGGACUGUGAAUAUGUUCUUAGACUGCGAACGGCGUAACUUUGUGAUUCAGGGGUAUCACAGAGACGUUCUUGAGCGCCCGACUCCACCUCGUGCAAGUAUAAUCGUUCACCCUCCACCGCCUGUAAUCCUGAAGCUCAACAGACCUCACCAAAUGUUUCAUCGUCAACUGUCAUAACUACUCCAAUCAAAAAGAUCCCCACGAAGCGUGGAAGAGAGAGGAAAUCCAAGCGUCAUAGAAAAGUCAUUGCUGGAAAUAAAGAUCCUAAUUUCACUUAAAAAUUUUGAAUUGAGCAAAUUUUUAUUUUUUUCCCUUCCCUGUUGUCAAGUACAUCAACCGCGGGUUAGGAACUGUGAAAGAUGAGUGCUAUAGCUGUUGUUUCCAAAAACGAGUCAAGCAUCAAGUUCUUCAUAAAAUUCUGUAGAGUGUCAAAUUUAUCUAAUUUUUUGUUGUAUAUAUUUGAGUCUUAGCAAGUAUUCUCAUAGCAAUUUUAUACUGCAAAUUGCCUUAUUUUAUUGCUAGCUUCAUGUAGUAUUUCUUCUCAUAGAACUGUUGGUUCUGAAGCAAAGAUGAAAUUCAAUUUCGUUCA
Messenger RNA from Lycium barbarum (goji berry), 3493 nucleotides. Its product is annotated as probable hexosyltransferase MUCI70. Bases 1450 to 3081 code for a protein of 543 amino acids. The record is from RefSeq and is a predicted model, not a curated record. NCBI's taxonomy places the organism in Eukaryota, Viridiplantae, Streptophyta, Magnoliopsida, Solanales, Solanaceae. The transcript has 9 exons.